AGCAUUGUAAGAAGGUGGAACAUACCAACAAGAGACCUGCACAUUGUCACAACAAGUGAAACAGUUAGCUAGUUUUUAGCUAUUUAUUUCAGCUAUUGACCACAGAGCCUCCUCCUCUUCAUGCUGCUGUGCCGGGUUUCGGCAGUGGGCCAGACUCUAGCGAGAUGGGGACGGAGGUCACAGCGGGGAGACGGCCUCCUCCAGCGGGCUGUCUCCUUCAGCACCGGCCGCUGGUGUGCUGUCAGUUCAGGAGAAGGUAACGCUCAGCCCGCAGAGGCCGGUUCUGCUCAGGGCCUGUACCGAGACACAGUGCUCCUGCCCCGGACUGACUUCCCCAUGAAGCUGACCGGACAGAAGCUUCUGGACAGAGAGCUCCAGAUCCAGCAGGAGUGUGGAUUUGCAGAGUUGUACACCUGGCAGAAAGAGAGGAAAGCCAAAAAGGAGUUCUGCCUUCAUGACGGACCUCCGUACGCCAAUGGAGACCCUCAUGUAGGACAUGCACUCAACAAGAUCCUGAAAGACAUCCGCAACCGUUUUGAGAUGCUGAGGGGGCGACAGGUCCACUACAUCCCAGGCUGGGACUGUCACGGCCUGCCUAUCGAGCUGAAGGCUCUGGGAGAGCUGGGGACCAGCGGCCUCAGUCCUCUGCAGAUCAGACAGAAAGCGCGGGAAUUUGCAGAGGGGGCCAUAGCUCGUCAGAAGGCUGCUUUCCAACGCUGGGGGGUGAUGGCUGACUGGGACCAGUGUUACUACACGUUUGAUGGAGCCUAUGAGGGGGCUCAGCUCAAUGUCUUCCAGGAUAUGCACAGCAAGGGGCUCAUCUACCAGGACUAUAAGCCAGUCUUCUGGUCUCCAUCAUCAAGAACGGCCCUAGCGGAAGCAGAGUUGGAGUACAACCCCGAGCAUGUGAGCAGGGCCAUCUAUGCCACAUUCCCCCUGGUCACACUGCCUCCUAACAUAGCCUCAGAAGCAGCAGAUCUGAGCGGUGUCUCUGUGUUGGUGUGGACCACCCAGCCGUGGACUAUUCCUGCCAACCAGGCCGUCUGCUACAUGCCCAACGCCCAGUACUCUGUGGUGAAGAGGACUGACAACUCUCAGCUGCUUUUAGUGGCCACUGAGCGUAUAGCUAGCAUGGCAACACUGCUGGGCACAGAGCUGGAGAGUGUAGGCACAUACACAGGGUCCCAACUUGAAGGCGGGGUCUGCAAACAUCCCACGAUACCCGACAAAGAAGUGCCGCUACUGCCGGCCAAUCAUGUGACUAUGGGGAAAGGAACAGGAUUGGUCCACACAGCGCCAGCUCACGGCAUGGAUGAUUAUAGCGUGGCGUCACAGUUUAAACUGUCUGUGGAGUGUAUGGUGGAUGAGGAUGGCAAGUUCACUGAGCUGGCCGGCCCUGAGCUGAAGGAUCUGUCUGUGAUGAGUGAGGGCACUGAAAAAGUGAUUUCCAUGCUGAAGGAGUGCGGGGCUUUGGUGAAAGAGGAGCAGUGUGUCCACAGCUACCCGUACGACUGGAGGACCAAGCAGCCAGUCGUCAUCAGGCCCAGUAAACAGUGGUUCAUUAACACAGCCUCACUCAAAGACAAGGCCAAGGAUGCGCUGCAGAAGGUGCGUAUUUUGCCAGAGUCAGCGCGGGGAAGCUUGUUAGCCAUGCUGGACAGACGGACCUACUGGUGCAUCUCCAGACAGAGAAGCUGGGGCGUCCCUAUACCAGUGUUCUACCACAAAGAGACCGGAGAGCCGCUCAUCAACAAACACACAGUGUCCCAUAUAGCAGAGCUCUUCAAAGAAAAGGGCAGUGACUGUUGGUGGGAGCUUCCUAUUGAGACUUUGCUGCCAGCAGACGUGAUAAAGAAGAGUAAAGCAGGUCCAGUCACUGACUAUGUUCGUGGAGAGGACGUGCUGGACAUCUGGUUUGACAGUGGAGCAUCAUGGGCUGCUGUACUAGAAGAGUCAGACUCCAGAGCAGAUGCAUACGUGGAGGGGAAGGAUCAGAUCGGAGGCUGGUUUCAAUCCUCGCUGCUAACCAGUGUCGCCAUGAGGAACAAAGCGCCUUACAAAUCUCUGGUGGUCCAUGGCUUUACUAUCAGUGAGAAGGGAGAGAAGAUGUCCAAGUCUCUGGGGAACGUUGUGGAUCCUGAUACAGUCAUUAAUGGAGGGAAGGACUCCAGUUGUCCAGCGUACGGGGUAGACGUGCUGCGCUGGUGGGUGGCAGAGUCCAACAUAUUCUCUGAGGUUCAGAUCGGGCCCACUGUGCUAAACUCAGCCAAAGAUAGCAUCGGCAAGUUGAGGAACACUCUGAAGUUCCUCCUCGGUAACCUGAAAGGCUUCGACCCUCGAGUUCAAGCCGUGGACGCCAAAGAGAUGUACUACAUCGACCAGUACAUGCUGCACCUGCUGCGCGAGUACAGCAUCAAGGUGACAGACGCCUACAGUGAGUUUGAUGCAGGCAGGGUCAUCCGCAUCCUGCAAGCCUUCAUCUCCAGAGAUCUCUCCAGCUUUUACUUCAGCAUCAUUAAAGACAGGUUGUACUGUGAUCCAGAAGACUCACUGGGCAGAAGAUCAUGUCAGACCGCCUUGGAGGAAAUCCUGGAUGGGCUGACCAGAUCCAUCGCUCCCAUCCUGCCACAUCUAGCGGAAGAGGUCUAUGCAUAUGCACCAGGACAUGACAAAGAGGAGACGCUAUUCAGGAGCGGCUGGAUCAAGAGCAGCUCUGUGUGGAGGCGACCGGGGUUGGAGGAGGUGGUGGAGGGGGCGUGCGCCAUCAGGGACUCCUUCCUGUCGUCCAUCCCGGGCAAGAACGCGGCUCAGUACGACCUCAGCAUCGCCAUCGAGCCCGGUCUGAUGUUUGAACUCAUGGAGUCUCUCCAAGAGGAGCCCACCUCCACCUCCUCCCAGCUGGCUGAGCUGAUGAUGGCAGCGCGGGUCAACCUGAGCGGCCAGCUGCCCCGCGACCUGCCCCCCGACGCCCUGCUGAAACAAGGCAGCUUCCUCAUCAACCUGGAGGGUGGUGUUAUCCGGGAGGACAGCGCCUACAGUAUAGCAGCGGUGCCCACGUCCACCCCCCGCUGCCCUCGAUGCCGCCGCUACACCGCCGAGACAGCAGACUGCAUGUGCCCACGCUGCCAGACCGUCGUCUCGCAGGCUCACUGA
Scomber scombrus (Atlantic mackerel) is the source of this 3153-nucleotide messenger RNA. It is a transcript of the gene iars2, whose product is annotated as isoleucyl-tRNA synthetase 2, mitochondrial. Bases 121 to 3153 code for a protein of 1010 amino acids. Gene Ontology annotation, molecular function: isoleucine-tRNA ligase activity; ATP binding; aminoacyl-tRNA deacylase activity. Gene Ontology annotation, cellular component: cytosol. The record is from RefSeq and is a predicted model, not a curated record. The transcript is spliced from 23 exons. Gene Ontology annotation, biological process: isoleucyl-tRNA aminoacylation. NCBI's taxonomy places the organism in Eukaryota, Metazoa, Chordata, Actinopteri, Scombriformes, Scombridae.